This is a messenger RNA of Bemisia tabaci, 4215 nucleotides long. Lineage: Eukaryota; Metazoa; Arthropoda; Insecta; Hemiptera; Aleyrodidae. The record is from RefSeq and is a predicted model, not a curated record.
UCUAGAAACAGCGUCAUCUAAUUAGUAAAACUGAUAUCAUCGCACGUGGGUGAGGGGGGGUGCUUUCAUAAAUUUUGUUUUCAUUUGAUUUAUGAUUGUGAAUUUCAAUUUAGUCAAAUUUUUGUGUGCAUUUUCAGUCAGCUUCUCAUUUAAGAAUUAUUAUAUUAUUAUCGGUAUAAGCAUUAUAUUUGUUCAAGCGGGUGACUGCAUGAAGGUAACGUAGGACAAGAGGUCCAGUAGGGAGGAUGUCUCUUCCAGGAUUGGAACCCUGUAUAUUUUAUGGAUUGACAAAUGGGAUCAAGAACAAUGCUUGGUUUAUUACCGAAGAUGAAGUACUAUAUCCUGUCGGAGCUGUCCUGACUCUUCAUGAUUUUAAUUCCAAAACUCAGAAAUACAUAAAAAUUGCUGCCCCGCAAAAAGUCCUGUCAAUUUUAGCUCUUAGUCCCAAUAGGCAGUAUGUGGCUGUCGGAGAAAAAGGUGACAAACCAUCAAUAUCAGUUUACAACUUGUCUUCCUUGCAACGUGAGAAAGUGCUUCGGUUGCCAUUUGAAACCCAGUCUCAAGAAUUUGUCUGUUUAAGUUUCACUUGUGACAAUCGUUACCUAGUCGCUGUGUCUGGUGAUCCAGACUGGAUGUUGUAUUAUUACAACUGGGAAAAAGGAAAAGUCGAAAGUUCAGCCAAAGCAAUCUCAAGUUUACUCCACCACGGCUCCAUUCAAGAUGCACGUAUACUUUUUGUAAACGUCAUUUUCGCAGAGAAAGUUUUAGUUUUACCUAUCGUGAAUUCUUUUCUUGUAUCAUUCACAUUUUCUUGUUUGCAGAUGGCUCCAAAUCCAAGUGAUCCAUCGACAAUUGUCUUGGUCGGAGCAAGUUUGUUUCGACUGCUGACAAUUCAAGAGUCUGUUUGGAAACAGUACGGAUUUCAGAAAGCUGAUCUACUGAGUUUCACAUCUGUUUGUUGGAUUUCAGCUGAAAGAGUUAUGGCCGGCACUAAAGAUGGGCGUUUAGUUUUUGUGGAAAAUGGAGAAUUGAGAGCUACAUUCAACGCAAUGGAGGUCACAACGAUUAAUUUUUUACCUCCUCGUAAAGAAGGAGAGGAAACAACUGACUCAAGUUCUCAAAUAAUCGCAAGUAUGACCUCUAAAAUUGAAGCAACUUCAGAUGGUGAUCGAUCAGUACGAUGUCUCACAGGAUAUGUGAAAGGGUUUUUGUUUGCUGGUGCACCUGGUUUGGUGCUUGUCUUUGGCAAAGAAUCAAAUCUUAGGUAUGUCAAAAAGAAUGUGUUUCAUGUCGAGGGCUGCAAAAUAAAAAAUCAGUCCCUACAAGAAACGCAUUUGGUUCAUCGUCUAUGUGUGAGCCCAGAAAUGGACAAACUAUUGUGCACAACCCAAAGAUCCCAAAUUUUUUGGAUUGAACUAUCUGACUCAUCAUCAAACAAGAGCAAUUUCCAGAAAAGUUUUAAACUGAUGGGCGAGAAGAUUCAUCAUGGACCCAUUAUUAGCUUAUCAACAUGUGCCUGGAAGAAUAUUUUCAUGACUUGUGGUGAAUUAGACCAAACUGUGUCUCUGUGGGAUUACACUACUUUUCAACUUUUAAUGUCGCAUACGUUUCAAGAGAGUGUUUUCUGUGUCAGUUUGCACCCUACAGGUCUGUAUGCAGUGAUUGGGUUUUCUGACAAACUGAGGUUUAUGUUGGUCCUUAUCAAUCAAUUACAAGUUUACCACGAGUUUCCCAUCAAAGGAGCACAAGAAGUUGCCUUCAGUCAAAAUGGCCACUUAUUUGCCGUUGUUGAUGAGACAUUCAUUCUCAUUUAUUCUACCAUCACAUUUCAGUUGCUGUACACUUUUAAAGGACACUGUGACACGAUCAAAAGCAUGGUCUGGACCAAAGAUGAUGGGAACAUGUUCUCUUGUGGCUUGGAUGGCGCUAUGUAUCAAUGGGAUACUUUCAGAGGCAAGCGAGUUGGUGAUGUAGCAUCAAAAAGUUGUCAAUAUUCAGACGUUGCUGUUACUGCUGAAGGCAAAAUUGUUUAUGUGAUUGGCAAUGAGGGUGUGAUCAGUCAAAUAGAAAAUUCUGUGGUUGUAAGUCGAACUGAUUUGAUAAAUGCCCCACUGGACUGCAUCGUUUUAUCGGAAAAAAGGAAACUUCUAUUCGUAUCUAGUCUGAACGGAGUUAUUCUAUCCAUACGUUAUCCUUUAUUACCAACAGCAGAGUUUGAAGAACAUGUGAUGCACAAUUCCAAUAUCUCUUGUAUGCUGUUGACCUACAAUUACGAUUACUUGAUAACAGCUUCAGUUGAUGGCUGUUUGUGCAUUUGGAAAGUUAUUAUGAAAGAUUCCUAUGAAAGUGAGGCUUUAGUUCAAUCCAAAGAAAUUUUAAUAAGUAAGGAUGACUUAGCUGAAAAAAUACACUACAUCACCGAAUUAAAAUCUAGAAUAGUUGAAAUGGAAAAUGAACAUGAUUAUGUCACGAAGAAAAUGGAAACAAAGUAUGAAGAAGAAACAGCGAAGCUUCUGGAAUAUUAUAAUUCGGUGAUUGAAGAUUUCAAAAAGAAGAACCAUGAACUUGAAACUGAACACAAAGUAAAAUUGAACAGAAUACAGGCAGAGAUUGUACAAUUAAAUGAAGAUCAUCUUCAGGACAUGCAGAAUAUAGAAAAUAAGUACAAUCGAAAAUUAGUGGAGGAGUACGAUAAAUAUCAACAAUUUGAAAGCAAGGUCCAGUCUAUGAAAGAAGACUUUGAACGGCAAAUGGAAGAACAACAAAUGCAGAAACUCAAGGAAAUUGAAAAAAUAACCUCUGAAUUUCAAUCAGAACUACAAUCAAGGAGUCUGGAAAUCAGCAAGUUACAAGAUGAGUUGAAGCAAAAAGACAUCAAUCAUGAAGAAAUCAAAGUUCAAAUUGAAGAAGAUGCUGAUAGAGAGAUAAUAAAUGUCAAAAUUGAUUAUGAAAAAGAACUCGAAAAAGAACGUGAUAAUUUGAUCCAGUUAAGAAGAGAAGUCGGUGUCAAUAAGAAGAAAUUUGUAACGGCGCAAAAAGAGAUUGAAAAUUAUAAAAUCGAGAUUGGUCAGCUCCGUCAAGAACACAAGCAGUACGAGAAUAAAAUACAAGUGUUAGAGAAAGAUGUUGAGGAUGUCCUCAAAGAAAUCGCUGAAAGAGACAGUAUUAUUCAAGAGAAAGAGAAACAGAUAGCUGCCACCAAAAGUAAAGUUACUGAACUAGAGAAAUUUAAGUACGUUCUCAACUAUAAGAUCAGUGACUUGAAGCAUCAGAUUUUGCCGAAAGAUCAAGAAAUUCUUGAAAAGAAUGCUGUCAUUAAAGACAUAAAAACGGAAAUAGAAGAUUUGAAAAAAGAAACUGCAGCCUCCAAAUACCGAGCGGAAACCGCAGAACGGAAGUUAUUAGCUUUGAAAACAGAACUAAUGAAAGAGCAGGAAAAGAAUCAUAGCUUGUAUCUACUUUUGGAUAAAAUUCGUAUUGAUAUCUAUUCAGCAUCGUGUUUACUCCAAGACCCCAAAAAAUUGAAAGAAAUUGUAUUAAAAUUGCACCAUAAUUACAGUGCUGAUGACAGAUUCGAAAAAAUUCAAGAAAAACAACUGGCAACACUAUCUGAAUUCAAUGAACAGAGAGAGUACCUUGAAAAUAUGAUAAAAACUCUCACAAACCGCUUGAAGAAGCAAUCGGAAAAACCAUCAACUCUAAAUAAAAUGAUGAAGGAAAAUAAUGCUCUGAUGGAGGACAUCAACAGAUUUCAAAGUGAGCUGAAGCAAGUGCAGAGUAAGACAGAAAAAUAUAAGAAGUUACUCCAAGAACGGCCUUUUAAAGCCACUGAACCUCAAGACACAUUAAUUGCUGAUGAAAGAAAAUUUUACCGUUGCAAAAUUAAUGAUCAGCAAGCCAAAAUAAAAUCUCUAGAAGAAGAAGUUGAGGCUUUACAGUCUAGAAUUAUGCAGACAGAAAAAGUUAACGAAUUGUCCACCUAAGAAAGAAGUUGAAACUAUCAUGUAGCUUAGCAGAUAUUCAUUCCCUAAAGUUGUAAAAGACGAGUAACAGAUACGCUCUCCAGGGAAUGCGUUGAAGAUCGAUUGACCCAGUGCUGAAUUUGUAAUAAAUAGUUCAACCAAAAAAAAAAUGUAUUUGAUUUUUGUUUUGUAGAUUUGGUGAAUUUUUUCUCUCGUUAAAUAAUCACUGUGAGUCUAUAUAUUUGAUUUUCAA